This is a messenger RNA of Callorhinchus milii (elephant shark), 1203 nucleotides long. RefSeq lists its product as uncharacterized. Lineage: Eukaryota; Metazoa; Chordata; Chondrichthyes; Chimaeriformes; Callorhinchidae. The record is from RefSeq and is a predicted model, not a curated record. The transcript has 8 exons. Gene Ontology annotation, biological process: cell-cell adhesion. Bases 153 to 950 code for a protein of 265 amino acids.
CUAGACUGUAAACCUUUUUACCCCUCACCCCCACCUCACCGCCGCCGUGCCACCCACUCUCUCUUUAUUGAGACAUCAUCGCAGGGAAGUGGAGAGAUUCCUGAUCAACAGGAGCCAGGGACACUGGUGGAAAAGCCAGGAAUUUCUGGGUCAUGGUGGUGACGGGAAGGUUCGUGCUGCUACUCAGCAUAUCUGUAGGUACCUGUUUAUCUGCUACAGUGGUGAGAGGUCCAGGCAACUCCACUGUAUCGGUUGGCCAGACUGCUUCGUUCACGUGCACAGUGACCACCGACUGGGAAAUUAUCACGUGGUCGCUGAGGGGAAACCCAGUUGUGAGCGAGACUAGGACAGGAUCUAUUAUCUCAGACCCGCGGCUGAACCACUCUUACACCAGCAGCGCUCAAGGGGACAUUUUCACGGUCACCAUCUCCCGUGUGGUGACAAGCGACACCGGUUCAGUGAAUUGCGGUGUCCAUUCUAAUCUUGGGUUUGACUCCAAAGACGCCUACCUGAUUGUCCAAGAGGAAUCAGCAGAUCAAAACGACUGGCUGAUCAUCGCUAUUGCGGUGCCUCUCGCAGCGGUUGUCUUGCUUGCCAUAAUCAUCCUGAUCAUUGUGAUCUGCAGGAAAAGAGCCAGACGGACAUCAUACACUCACCAGAACAAGACGAGGGUGCCAUCCAAGAACCCAGUCGAGAUACCGCGUGACGGGCAAAUGAUUGCUUGGGUGGAAAACUCGGGAAUUUGGGAAGAGGACAUGAACAGCGUUGUGAAUUACACAGGUUCUCCUUCACUCGGCUACACAGAUAAACAGUCCCAGCAAAGCAGCAGAACGGUGCUUAACAACACUUCAGAGACGCAAUAUGUGGUUCCAGAGAGGGAACGCCAGUGGCCGAUACUGAACCAGCCCGUCAUUGUACCUAAGAACACGAAACACGUGACCGCGGUUUAGGGGUUGAAGUGGAGCCAGACAGUCGUCAGAUCUGCCAGCCCACUCCUCUUACACCCUCUCCCACCCUCGUGUGUCCCGUCUCGAAGGCUAUUUAUAAUCUAGAGCCCUUGCAUCUCAUCGCGUCGUCAAAAUGUCACCAAGAGCUUCAUAGGAUUCACUGUAAAGUGUAGUGACUGUGUGUCUUGUGGGCGAGAGAGGCAGCUAAAUUUUGCAUACACGUCAGGAGGACGUCCCAAGGCGCUGGGCAGUGAAG